AUGUCCGGGCGCGGGAAGCAGGGCGGGAAGGCGCGCGCCAAGGCCAAGUCGCGCUCGUCGCGGGCCGGGCUGCAGUUCCCCGUGGGCCGCGUGCACCGCCUGCUGCGCAAGGGCAACUACGCGGAGCGCGUGGGCGCCGGCGCGCCCGUGUACCUGGCGGCCGUGCUGGAGUACCUGACGGCCGAGAUCCUGGAGCUGGCGGGCAACGCCGCCCGCGACAACAAGAAGACGCGCAUCAUCCCCCGCCACCUGCAGCUCGCCAUCCGCAACGACGAGGAGCUCAACAAGCUGCUGGGCAAGGUGACGAUCGCGCAGGGCGGCGUGCUGCCCAACAUCCAGGCCGUGCUGCUGCCCAAGAAGACCGACAGCCACAAGGCUAAAGCCAAGUAAACCUCAAAGCAGAAUGGGAGAAGAAGGUGAAAAUGGAGCACUUAGCAACACUGGCAAGACAGACCUUCGGGCAGGGCAUCACGAGCCCACCACACCACCCACUGAUGCCGCAUCCCCCCCGACCUCCUUUUUCAUCACCCACCCUCCCCCUCCGCUCCUAGUGCUUGAGGAAAGGAGUCUGUGCGCAGUUUGGAACGGCGGGAUGCACUGUGGUUCCUAGACUGACAAGUUGGCUUUAAAACGAAGGAAUUACAUAUGAAUUUGUGGUUGGUUUUGUUGCUGUGGUUGCUGUUGUUGUGCGUUUUGUGAUUUAAUCGCAGAAGGUUCAUUUGGGCACGUUAAGGAGGAGAGAGAGCUCGGCUGAAGUUGAGUUAUCCUGUUGCUGCAUAAAUAUAGCGGGGGGGAGUGUGAGGGGUAGGUAACAGUGCACGGUUCCCACUGGGAACCACCAUUUCUCCAGCAACAACGAAAUCCUUUGGGUUCGUCGGUCAGGCCGUGACAAGCACAUACUUUCCUGCUCCCUGCGCUGGUACCAGGGACGGUGAUUUAAGGACUAAACCCCCUCUGGGAGGAGGGAAAGGGGCGGGAUGGAGCAGAAUUUCACACUAGGAAUAGGAGUGUUCUGGGAUUAGGAGCUCAUCAGUGGCUUCUACACACACCCUGCGUGCUGCAAGAGCCCCUAGGAACAGUGGGGAGAAGGCAUAUCUCCCGGAAGGGCAGAGCAGGGCCCUGGAUUCUAAAAUCCAGGAACAAGAUAUUUCCUUUUCAGUUUUGUCCCAGCUCGCAGUUAAAGAAUUUUUUACUUUACCAUUGUCAAGAAACAAACAUCUGGGUGAAGCAGAAAAGUAGACAUUUUUCAGUUCAGAUAAAUGCUGUAAAUUAAUCCCAGCUCUUUUGCAAUUUCCUGGUGUUUCCCCCUGUUCUUUAUACCCUGUCAUUUCCUGCUGAGAAAGGUGAGCUGCUAUGAUAAGUCUGAGGUACAGCACAUACUCACCCUAUGAGGUUUUUUGCAUCACAUGUAAGUAUCAGGUAAGGCUAAAAUUUCAGCAGCUACAUAUGCCAAUGAAAUGUGACCAUUUCGCUUCUUCCAUGGGGUUUUUGCCAGCGAUUUAAAAACCCCUGCAUGCAGAGACUAGAACCGGCUCAGAUAAAUUUGGCUUCCUGAGCCAGCUCAGCUGAGUCCAGGCACACAGUCUGCCUGUGAUGCCAUCAGUCCAGUCUGCUGACACUUGGGGCAUAGGUAGAGGCAGCUCUGUUUAAAGAUGUAUUUGGAUGUAUUGAAAGAUUGGGCUUAUGCCAUUCCUAUGGUAAUUUUUGUUCUCUUUUCUAAGUGGAAUGAGUGAAAGCACUAACUUUGCUGUGUCCCAAGAGCAUAAGGGAAAAAAAACCCCUACACUUGAUCAUGUGGAGUGUUCAGAUUUUUUUAUUGUUGCAGUGGCUGCUAUUUGCUCCAGAAGGGAGUAUGCAUACCAGAGAUGUGUGCAUUUCUUCACAGCUCUAAUACUGCACAAAAGGAGGUCAAUAUCCUUUCAUCUGUUUGAAUUUCAGAUUUCAAAUGUAACACUACGUGUUCUUUCUUCUUAUUUCAGGAAUUAUUUCUUUCAUUUUCUUAUGACAUUUGCAAAUAAAAAAAUCUACAUACAAUGUAAGUAGGAGAACAAGUACAAAAAGGUUGUGGAUUUUAUGUGAGAUUAAAAUUCCAAUCUGUUCCGGAACUCUUUUCAAUCUACUUUUUUCCUAGUUGUUAAAUUAAUUGUGUUCAGAAUUUCUUCCGGAGAUUUUCAGUGUUAAAAAUGAAAGGUUAAACUUUUUUUUUAAUAAUACCUUCUAUAAUUUUUGACAAGGAAUGCUUUUGGAACAACCCCUUUUAUAGGACUGAAGUCAAAUAAUUUAGUUUUUUGUAGUCAUGAAAGAAACCAAAACCACCCUUUCCACCUACACAGGCCUCUGGUUCUGUGACCCCAGUCCUUGAGGAAAGAGCUGCCUCUGCUCAUUGUGAGGCUUCUUCCUUCCUCGUACGUGUGUGAGCUGGGAAGGGAGAAGUUCCCAGCUGCAUUCCCAUCUACUUUCAGCCCUGUCCUCCAGUGAGAUUUAUGUCAUGUCUUGAGCUGUGCUGUUCCUUGAAUGGCAAAACCCUUAGACCAGUUUUUUGGAACCUGAAGACUCAAUAUUUUUCAUUUACCAUCUAAACUGGACAAAUUUUCAUUGCUGGCUGAAAACAUUACAUCAAGGUGUGUAUAAGACCCAAUAUUUUUCCCUAGCUACAGCAAAUAUUUUCUCCUGCAACUGUAAUUAUUUUAAAACAUAAUAUUUUCUAUUUAAAAUCAGAAAGAAAGUUUCUGGGAAACUAACAUUGCAAUAAUUUGUCUUGGGUGUCAGAUAAUUAUAUUCUGUGGCUAUAAAAAUUAUUUCAGGUUUGAGAGCAGAUAUUGCUUUACUGCAUUAAUAAAAACAAAAUAAGCAUUUAAAAAAAACCCCAACUAAACAAAAAAAAAUCCCCACCAAAGCAAAAAACACUCAAAAAGCCCACAUAACCCCAGAAAGCAGCAAAAAAUUGCUAAAGACUGCCUGUAAUUUGGUCAGGUUUUGGUCUAGGUGUGUGGCAUCCAUUUCUCAUUUUUGAUUCACUAUUCAGUCAAAUAACUAGAGAAUACAGAUAUUUGUUUGCCCAGCUAGUGUAUUUCACUUUCGCAGAAAUAAAAAGAGAGGAUGUUUUCUUUUUUAAACAUGAUGAUGAAUAAACAAAUUUUACUGCAGGGAUGGUCAUCUAGAGAAGAUAUACAUUCUUCCAGGAGUGAUAUUAACUUUAUUAUUCUAGUCAGAAUAAAAUAGGGGAAUUUUUUGAAACUGGUUGUGUUGUUCUUCAGUAUUUCUUUUUUACUGAUCAUUUACUACAGGACUAAACUGUAAUGUCACUCUGAUAAUUUGAGAUAGAAAAAGUUGCUGAUAUUAAAAAAAUCGACAAAAUGUUUGUAUUACCAAGUGUAAAUCUUCCAAAUAUUAUAGAUGCCAUUAGUCAGGAGGUAUUUUGAAGGUAAACAUGGAGGGUAGAUUAAAAGACAACAUGAAGGGCCUGUUUAUAGAUGAUGCAUUCAAACACUUCUCAGUUUUGAGAAUUGUUUGUAUUAAUAACUUUGCUUUGCACUGGAAGAUCAACACGUUGGGCCCUAGGGCACAUAAGCUGAUGAGAAUGUAAACUUUUGGCUAAAAAUAAUGUCACAAACACAGAACAAGCUGAAACUGGCAAGACAGAAGCAGAAUGAGGAUGGACCAAGGAACCAAUUGCAAGAAUGAGAUAACUUUAGAAAGCAGCCAGCCCAAUGACCAAAAAAACCCACUAUGGGUGGUCAAGGGACCACCACCAAGAAUUGAAUUAUUGGAUUUGGGGAUUGGAUGAUGGGUGCCACAUAUAUAAUCUGGGUUGCAAUCUGGUGAAGGGAGUUGCUGUUUGGAGGCACCACGCUCUAUCUGUUCAGCACACUGGAUAAAGAAACUGUUUACUCAGUGAGUUGGAAACUCUUCUUCAAAGAGAAACCUAGGGCAGGAAAACUGUUUGAGGGGGCAUCUGCUUAGUUCCUUCAUAGUUUGGUAGCAGCAACAAUAAUACCUGCUCUACCAGGAUGAUGUAUUUGAACACCCUGCCCUCUUACUGGUGCUGGGUGAUGUCACCUGGGGAGGGUGUCUUUAAGAAUACAAAGAAGACUGCUCUGAAACAAAUAGGAAAGUACAGGUAAGAACCUGAAUUAUGGAAGAAGAAACUGUUAUAUGAUUUAUACUCACACUAUUUGCAUUAGUGGUUUGAAUUCUCAUCCUCUUGUGGCAUGAAAUUUUUAAGAUGUAUUAUUUUUGCUGAGCUUAAAUCCUACUACUUUUACUUCUGGUGAAAAGAACAAGUUCAAAAAUAUUCCAUCAUAGUAGCUCUUUGUCAGUUCAGAGACUUUGCUCUCAGCACUGUUAGAAAAAUGAGUUAUGUCACAAUCAGACGUGAUGUCAAAUGUACGUUCACAUUGUAGCCCGCUAAUACUGCCUUAUCAUUCAUACUGAAAUUGAAAGAAGCAAUCAGCAACAUUUUGCUUUCUGUUUAGUGCUGAGUUUCAUAGGCCUAGAAACAAUUUCAUACACUUAAUCAAUCUGUUUAAAAAAUCCUCUGAAUUUCUGUGAUGGCUCCUAAUGAAGUGUGCAACAUGGAGCACACAAACACAGGAAAGGUAAAACGAACACUUAUGAGCUGGGAGACCACUCCUAUUUUAAAUCAGGCAGCAGGGCUUUCCCAUGACAGCUGUAAUUUGAACUGGGAUAUUUUUACAUGACUGAUUAUAUAGAAUAGCCACGGACAAAUUCUUCUGGUGACCAUCUUCAACUGUCAAACUAUAAGCACUUCUUUGUGCUUUUGUAGUGACACAGGGAAACCUGAAAAAACCUAGAGACUGCAAUAUACAAUGGUUCAUUCAUUUUUAAGGUAUUAGACAUAUGCAGGCACUCAGAAUAAGGAAUCUGUGUUUCAGUUUGCACUGAAGUACUCAGAGAUAGCAAAACCCCAUUUCAAGCUGAUAAAAAAGAGUUUGGAGAAUGCUUCUUCCCACUGGAUAUCUGAAAUCCAAUCUGAAAAGUCCCCAUAAUCCUUCAAACUGAAAUUACCAUUUAUUAGAUAAUAGGCAACAGAUUUAUGAGAGACCUGAUGCCUGCCUUGUUACCUGUACUACCUAAGAAUAUGCAAGACAGUAGUAGAAAGGUCACUUUUGUUAUUCUGUGGUUCCUGUAUGAAAUAAGUACGUUCAUAAGUUCAUAAUAUAUACUUGAAAUUUAGGAUUAUUAAGAUCCAGUUUGAAAGUGAUAAUGGCUUUGAUCUGUGUCUAUGGUGGCAUGUAAUUAUCCAAGAAUGGGAGAGAAUGACUCAGAAAGCCUGCAGAUUGAGCCUAAUUAGUAGCUAUGUGAUAAAGUCUGGUAGCUUAUAAAGUCAGCCCAGGGUGUCUAGUUUGUUAGUAUUUCAUAGUUUUAUUACAAUUUGUGACAGAUAAAUGCAGAAAAGGUCAGAUAUGUAAAAAAAAUAUUACUCUUCACAUGUUUUCUGACUUGCAAGGAGAACCUAAUAGUCACAGGGGGAAGCUAGGCAAGUUACUGCAAAAACAAAACCAAAAAAACGCCCCACAUGAACAGUAGAAUUAAAAAGAAAAACAGUGAAGAUAAAGGUUUUAGAAAGUACUUUUGAGCUAUAUUGAUCACUGGGUUAUUUGCAAGAGUUUAAGGUAAAUGUCACUUGUCGUUACAUAAAUUCUUCUAUAGUUUAGUGAGCUGUACUUAUCUCAACUGUUACAACAAAAAUGACCCAAAUCCCCCAAAACCCGAAAGACUGAGCACCACGAAGUGGUAGACCUUGUUACUGCAGUGCUGUACAUGGAUGAGUAUCUAUUAAUAACAAUUCUGAUUCCCACCCAAAUAGAAAAAUCCAGGCUAAAACUGAAAAUUAUGCAAAGCAUAAAAAUAAGGUAAGAACCACCUAAGAAAACCCCAACA
Molecule: messenger RNA, 5904 nt
Organism: Prinia subflava (tawny-flanked prinia)
Lineage: Eukaryota; Metazoa; Chordata; Aves; Passeriformes; Cisticolidae
Product: histone H2A-IV
Exons: 2
Coding region: 1-390 (129 amino acids)
Biological process (GO): heterochromatin formation
Cellular component (GO): chromatin; nucleosome
Molecular function (GO): structural constituent of chromatin; protein heterodimerization activity; DNA binding
Source: RefSeq, a predicted model, not a curated record